This is a messenger RNA of Pocillopora meandrina, 7754 nucleotides long. NCBI's taxonomy places the organism in Eukaryota, Metazoa, Cnidaria, Anthozoa, Scleractinia, Pocilloporidae. The record is from the annotation of a GenBank genome assembly.
CGACUUUUCAAAGUCAAAGUCAAAGUGUUUUCCGGAGUUUCUGUUCAUUUCGAAAAGAUCUCUUGAUGCAGGAGAAAGAGCUUUUGUCUUAAUGGAUUCACGAAAUAUAAGCAGACGCUGUGGAGAAUUUAGGGUAGGCUAUGUUGAAAUUUGAUCAGUGUACGUUGCUUUCCAUGUUGUAAAUUCCUCAACUAAAAACAACGAACUAAAAUGAGUGGGAACGAGGAGAAAGAAGGCGAUCAUAGGGAUUUAGCUCCCACAGAAGAGCAAAUUCCACGCGCAGAUUCAAGUGCUUCUUCAGUAAUAAGCAGAACUAGCUCACCAGAACAUUUAGAAGACGAUGUUUUCAACGUGGAUAAACAAGAACCGCAUUUGGACGCAGAACAACUUUCAGCUGAUGUUGCUGCUAGAGGAAUUGUAAAUCCAAAUAAGUUUUCAGGUGAUAUUCCCCAAUCAGGGAUACGUGGUAUGUUAAUAGCUGCUUGUGAUAUUCCCCCAAAUACCUUAAACAAGAUUCAAGAAGAAAAUGGGAAAGAUACCGAUCGCGAACUUCAAGAUGAACUAUCGAGAGAAAGGCAUGUUUCUUCAGGGACAGAAGAACUUCAGCCUGCCUCUCAGGAAGUUCCCUUUUAUAACAAAGACUCCUCUUUGAGUAGACCAUCAUCUGCAAGUUCAUUGUCGUCCGUAGCAACAGGAAUUAAUAAGAGAGAGGUGUCUUUUCAAAAUGCUGAAGAGGACGAGGAACCUCUAAAAGAAAGAGGUUUUAUAUCUCAUACUGAAAACAAAACAGUUGAAGUGGUAUCAAUUUGUACACAAACUGAAUGGAGUUGGUUAAAGGACAUGGAAUUGUAUCAGGAAACCAUAACCAGAUCAAAGCCUGAAUGGGCUGAAAGAUCAGAGAAGAAAAUGUCCAAAGAAGUUCCAAAGUCACCUUCAGGUAAUAUAUCAACAGAAUGACAAAAUAAUUAUAUCAACAUCCACUUACCCUCCUCCAACCCCCUGACAAUUAGUACAUUUGUCCCCCCUGGCAACAAUUUUGUGUAGUAGGUGCUGAAGUGAAAAAGGGCUUGAUGCACAGCCCACAAAGAGGAUCAUGUCCCAGUUUUUCAAAAUUCAUAAAUGGUAUCCAAUGGAUAAAUCAAUAUCCAGCAGAUGCAUGGUAGCAAAAUGUAUUGCGCUAUCCACUGGAUUGAGGUUUAUCUGGUGGAUAAUACUGUCUAUCCUCCAAACCACCAGGACCAGAAGCUUAUUGUCAGUAAUUGAUACUGUACUGGAGAAUUCCUCACCUCACAGAAGGGAAUAUUUAGGAGAUUGAUUGUAAAAAACCAAAACAAGAUUUAGCAAAUUCCUGAUCAAUCUCAGGUUAGGAGUUUGACUGUGAUUCAAUUUUGAGACAACUUGUGUCAAGAUGGCAGAUUUAUGGAAGAACCUGAAGGAGAGCCUUUUGAGCUCACUGGAGCAGUGAUUUUUUUUGUCGUAUUAUAUGGUUAAUAAAAUUGAAAUUGUGCAUCUAUUUAAUGCAGUAUGAAAUAUUUAUGAUAAAAAUAUAAUUUUAACUUGGAAGAAAAAUAGGUUACCCCUUUCAUUCCCACAAGUGACCAAGACAGAAUUUCUCCUUACAAUAUCAAUACAAUAUCAAGCAGGCAGGUGAUGAGAAUAGAGAAGAAUAUCAAUUAUGAGAUUAUUAGUUGAUCCAAUACCAAAUUCUCUGAACUAACAUCAUAAGAAUUGUAUGGUAGAUAGUAAGGAGAAUUACUAAUUAGAUCUUGGGAGUGAAAGGGUUAAUUUUUAUAGCAUACUUGAUUCUCUUUUAGCAAACAGCCAUGGUUCAGUCCAAAGACGGAGGAGAAAGUCGUUACCUGCAACAAGGAAGACCUCCACAAGUAGUGACAAAACACAAAAGGCAAAGGAUGAAGAAAAUGAAUUCCUACCAGAUGUAGAAGAAGGAAAUGAAGGAAGACAUGAUCAUGGUGGAGCAGAAGAAGGUACAAAAAUAGGGGAGAGGGGUGUAAGGGGGACACUAGAAGGAUUUUUUGUAAGGGGGGGGGUGGGCUGCCUUGGAGGCCUUUAAACCCUGACCAUGUUUGAGGGGACAUUUUUUCAUUGUGUUACCAUAUUAAAUGACAACUGUUAUGAAAUAAGGCAUGUCACUGAGAUAUUCACACAGAACAUUUAUGUUUUAAAUGAAAAGAAUAGUAUUAUGAAAGCUGGACAUACAAAGUUGUAAAUUUAACACAGUCUUGCUCUUUUUGAGACUUUGGGCUGGUUAUAUAAACAAAGUUUCAGCUGUUGUUCUACAAAACUACAUCCUUACCAACCCUCAAUUCAACUGAACCUUUUAACUUAACAAGCGAGCAGUGUCAAGAGGGCCUAAAGUUAACAGUGGAAUGACAUUUAUUUAAUUAAAUUACCUUCUUAGAGAGAGACUGAGACCCAUUGAUCAUAUAAAAUCGUGGUUUGGGUUAGACCUUGCAUGAAUAGCCCGCCCUUUGGGAUAUGAAAAGAUGGAUGUUUGAGAGUCUAGAUAUUCAAAUUGUAUACCCUGUUUCACACUUAAAACCCACAAAACCAUACAUUGGAAUACAGCAGCAAGUAUCAGCUUGGAUUAUGAAAUAGAUAAGAUAAUUGUUUCAUCAUACAGUUUUUAGGUUAGUAAAUGAGAUACUUUGCUUUUUAAAAUCAUUUUGGUGCCUUGGCUGGAUUAUGUUGAGUGCUGGGUCAUCCAAAUCUAGUUCUACAAAAUCAUGUUGAAACUGUGCUCUGUGAUCUUACAGCUCUCUGUUUAGACCAUUUUGCACAGCUCCCAAAUCUUUGUUAUAAUUCUGUGAUACACAAGAUACCCUUGGAUGGUUUGGAAGGCCAAAGAGCACUCCAGUAGGUCUUUUGUAGCAAAUAAAGAAAAGUGAAAAUAGACCUCUUGAACAUCUAGAUAUGCAGACAUGUAGUCAUGUAGUGACAUUCCUGUUAUUUCCCAAUGCAGGAAGCACAGGAAGAAGCAAAUCAAAGUCAUCAGGAGGUGUUCCGAGAUCUCGGCAGUCUGUGGUCUCAUCACUUCCUCGCACUCCUAAGGGGGAGGACAUUCUCUUCCGACCACCCACAGUAGAACUUGAGUCUAGUAGUAGUUCAGAUGAGUAUGAGGAUUAUGAACUUGAUCAGGAGUUUCUUUUGCCAAGCAUCGGUCCUCCAGCCAUUCUGCAGUACAUGAAGGAGUCUCAGCACCCUCCCCUGUCUAAUGAAGAGGUUGAAGAUCGACAGGAACUAGCCAAGAAUGAGAUGUUGAAGAAGAGCUUGUUUAGUGGGCCUUGCAUGUUUUGUCAACAGGAAGUUCUGCCAUUUCCAACAAUGGAAGAGCUAGAGAGACUCACUCCAGACCAGGUAAUAAAAUAUGGACUAAGGAAAGAGGAAAAAGAUUUAUGGUUUAAGAUACAGUGUUCCCCUUUUCAGAUGAUGACUGAUAAAAUUUGCCACCUGUAGUACUUCUUGUUGCUGCCUAAAAUUGCUUGGAAUUCUUGAAAUUUAUCAGCUGAAAGAAUUGCUCUUCCCAUUUGAAAAUUUAUUUUCCCUGUCUUUCUUUGAGGAAGGGAGAACACUGAAGAUAUUACACUGGUGAAGCUUGUUACCAGAAAAUUCCAACAAAUUGAACUGUUUUUCAGGUUCACUUUAUACUAAGAUGUGUAAAUAUAUCCCUUAGACACUUUCCAAAAGUGGGGAGGGGGGGAGGAGGAGCGGGUAACCUGUGAUGAAAUAGUACCCCGGGGUAGUUGUAGUUCUCUUAGUUGCUUAAUGCUAUGGAAACUUAAUGGCAGACCAAAGGAGAGGGUUGGGAAUGGUGAAUUUUAAAGAUUUACUUAUCCUGAAAAAUUUCAUGGCCUUUUUAGGCUAUAGUGUAAGGAAAAAUUCGGUGUUUUCAGAAUCAAAGUGUGCCCCCCUUCCCACCAUCAAAUAUUUAUGGAUUUGCCCCUGAAACUAGAGUGAUGAUAUAGUACUGAUUACUCAGUUUGCAUUUUCUGUUGUUAGAGAAACAUCACUCAUAAUGACAAACUAUAGGAAAACAUGAAUAAAAAUUGUUUCGAACAUGCACUGUUUUCCACCAGCUCUACUGCUGUCCUCAGUAUGAACGCCUCGUUAAGUUUGAGCUCGCGCAGAGGGGCGACACAGCUCAUCUAGCGGACGAGAUGAUUGACAUCAAGCCCCACCCACCAUAUGGGACCAAAGCUGCGAGGCGUGCAGCCAAGGAAAGAGCAGCUGAGCGUGCGCGGGAACGUGAGAUGGAGAGACAACGUGCAGCUGGUGCUAAUCCAACAAACUUCUAUGCAUGUAAGUGGCACAAAUCCAACAUUUUUAGAGCGCAUUUCGAUCGAGUGUCGUUAAUCCAAAACCAAAGUAAUCACAACAUUCGACCCUUGCACAUGUUCAAUUGGUGAAAAGGGGCGUGAGAGUUAGCGGCGGUUUGUUAGUAGUGGAACGGAACAUAGAGGGAGGUUUGGGUCGACCCGUCCUAGGCUUCUCUCCUUUUUUCGCCCGCCGUUAAUAUCCCACCCUUCACUUAUGCACUUUGUUUUACUCAUAUUAUGCCAAGGAUGGGCCAUCGCAUCAGCCAAUCAGAAGAAAGGAAACAACAAACCUUCAGAAGCGCGGGAAAACGCGUGUGGCCAAAUUGUAAUUGGUGUUACUUUGAAUUUGAUUGGUUUAGAAGAUGGUGUUGGUGUUUUGGACCAAUCACAGAGCGAAGUAGAGCAAACCAAAAAAAUCCUAGAUUGCUUUCGAUUUUCAACCUAGAAUUAUUAAAUUAAGAUCUGUUGAGUCCUCUAAAACUGCUCAUUUCCUCCAAUGAAAUGGGUGUAUUUUUUCUUCCUCAGAACCACUCAGCAUUAUAACUCUUUGCCGUUUUCUUUUAUUUUUAGUGACACGUCAGAUGAAGACCAUUACGUAUUCUUUAGCCUCUACAAAGUGUAUGGAGGAAGGUUGGACGGUUCGACCGCCAUCGCCGUCACUCACGGAUAACGAACAAGUACAAGAUCCGUUUGUUAUUGAAGUUAAUCCUCUUCAACUCGUAAGUAUCAGUAUAUAGAGAAAUUUUCAAUUGAAUUUCGAAAGAAAUUCUAUGUUGCAAUGGUUAUACUUUACUACCCACUGUGAUUGGUCUAGAAAACUUUCCACCGCUUUCUCAACCAAUCAGAUGUGACCUGGUCACCUGUGUUUUCCCGCGCUUCGCGCAGUUUGUUUUUUUCUUUGAGUUCUCAUUGGCUCAUUGUGAUUGGCUGUAGUCCAAACUCUUGUCAAAAGUAAAGCGCAUGAUCGUCUGGAUGAGGAAAUUCGUGAAAAGAAUUGGUGCUAAGGCCAGGAGUUUCAAUAAUUUCCAUGGAAAAACGUCAAUGGUUGCAAAACGUAAAGCGUUAUCCCAGUGGAUAGCGUUAUCCGACCUUCGAACAACCGGGGCCUGUAGUUAGCGCCAUAGAAAAGAACUCUCAACUUCCAGCUUCCCAGAGCGUGUUAAAAACUUGUGCUCUUAAUUUCUUAAGUACUCUUGCUUGCAAAUCUAUAUUGUGGUUCAAAGAGACGCUGAAAAACAUUUAUCUUUUCCUUUAAAGAGGAAACAGGCAUUCCUGGAGAGAUUUUAUGAGAACAAAAAGAGAUUUCUCCUACUUCUCCCGGAUGGCACUGGAACCUGCUUGUAUCCUUUUAUUAGACCUGACUGCUUUCAACUCAAUAAUGAAAGUGUUCAAUGACGGAAGAGGAGAAUAUUCUUUAUGUUUACCCUUUUACUCCCAUGAGUGACCAAGACAGAAUUUCUCCUUACAAUAUCAAUACAAUAUCAAGCAGACAAGUGAUGAGAAUAAAGAAAAGUAUCAAUUAGAGGAUUUUUAGUUGAUCCCAUACCAAAUUCUCCAAACUAACAUCACAAGAACUAUAUGGCAGAUAGUAAGGAGAAUUACCUAUGAGAUCUUGGGAGUUAAAGGGUUAAAAGAGAGUGAUGACGGCCGAAAAUAGAUAGAUUCGAGGGAUGAAGUAUUGCAAACGAGGUCCCUUACAUUAAAUAGUUGUGCGGUGUGUCGCCCGCUUUCUUACUGGGUUUCCUUUUAACCAUUUGCACCCUAAUAUCAUUACACGAAUUCCCCUCACUGUUCUCUAGACAUUUCCUAAGGCGCUGACGAGGAGAAUUUGUGUAACAGUCAAGAGUUUCUUCAGUUGGUGAUCAUUUUCUUUUUCCGGACCUUAAUUUGUGAUUCAAGGGUGAUACUCGUACGAGAAGGGUUAAAACCGCUCAUGUGGUUGCUUUUGUCGAUUGUUAAAUCCAAACGUGCUUUCAUUUUUUCCCUUAACGCCAUUGUUCAGUUAUCCAAGCGGUAACAUUGCGGUAAUGAUAACUGCUGCAGAAAAAGGAAAAUUUACGUACAUCGUAUUUGAUGUAAGUAUACAGUACAAUAAUGUUAGCAUGCCGAAAAAUGAGCAGGACAUUUGUUUUAUUUGAGAAGAAACCAAAUUGACGAGUUUCGUUAGCGCCAUUCAAGCAAUAAAAGGAAAGUAAAGUAACACUAAUAUUGACUAGCUUGUCUUAAGUAUCAAUUGACACCCCGGUUUUUACCCGACUUUUAACCAUUUAGUUAGCUCGGUUUCAUAAAAACAAACUUCACCUGUUUACAGCAUACAUUUUACUUGUGUCGUUGACUAACAGGGAGCUACUAAACAGAAUUUUUUUUCAUUUUGGAGGGAAAUAAAGAGUAGUUUGAUUUCGCUUCGAUCUCUGUUCGUUGCUUGUCUAAUUUAACACGAGAUGAAAAGCAGAAUUGUUUAUAAGUUUCUGAGGGUAUUACUUACCCGACAAACUAUGGUGAUUUUUUUAUUGUUCUGGCCGCAGGACGAAGAAGAAAACGAAUCAAAUCCAUCACACAUGUUGGGAAUAUUUGAACCCUCUGGACACGGAACUUGUUACUUCAGAAAUGGAUCAGUCAGGUUGAUUUUAUUUAUCAAAUGCUCUUCUUUUCACUUUUUAAGGAAGACUACAAACUUGUGAUGAUAACGAUCACGGCAACGAUUUCGGUAGCGGUAACGAUGACCACAUUGUUAACGUUAACGAUAGUAACGAUAAUGGUAACGAUGGAAAUGGUAACGAUAACGAUAACGGUAACGAUGGGAACUUUUUGUUUUCGUCGUGGUCACGAUAGCAAGCACUUGAUGAAUGAAUGUUUAAUUGCUGGCUUCGCGGUUUUCACCAUGAGAUAGACAAUGAAACAUUUCUUUAUCAAUUUAUUGAAGACAACGACAAGAUUAACCUUUAGAAAUGGAUUGUUAUGUUUUAGAGGCUAACACUUUAUUUCCCUUUUCUUGGUAUCUGUGUAGAUUAGUGUUAAAUCCAUUUUUUGGAGUUCUUUUGGACAAAAACGGGACUCGCAGGAAGAAAUGGAUGUGGCAUAACACGAAAGAACACGUGCACGCUCCGCCUUUUCAACCAAUCACAUUUCUGAUCACCAAACAGCUGUCAAUCAGAUGUUUAUCACAGGUAAGAGGUUUUAAAGUGAAAUGGUUUUCUGAAGUGAGGAACCAAAAUUUAAAAUGUUUUGAAAACGCUCAAAUAAUGUGAAAUUAAUGGUUCGUCACUCUUGUUUAGGUUAAAUUCUGAAUCUACUAACCACUUUUUCAUUACAUUUCAGAAUAAAAUUGUUCUUACCUUCAAUUAUGGAAAACAUACAGCUCGCUUUAAUGUUGGUGCAAAACUUAAGGUAUUCAUUUUAAAUAAAAAACUGAUCUUUACU